Eimeria mitis is the source of this 603-nucleotide messenger RNA. RefSeq lists its product as uncharacterized. Lineage: Eukaryota; Apicomplexa; Conoidasida; Eucoccidiorida; Eimeriidae. Bases 1 to 603 code for a protein of 200 amino acids. The transcript has 2 exons. The record is from RefSeq and is a predicted model, not a curated record.
AUGAAGGGGAGCCUACCGAGAUCACUACUAGUAAUUUUGUUUUUUUGGGUUGCUGCUGCAGCAGACAGCCAAACAAAACAGAAAACAGCAACGCACUUACGAGCAGCAGCAGCAGCAGCAACAACAGCGGCAGCAGCAGCAGCAAAACAGCAGCAGGUGCAGCAGCAGCAGCAGCAGCAGCAGGAGGUGCCUAUACACCUGAAAAAGCAUCAGCAGCAACAGCAGCAUCCACAGCAUCAGCAGCAGCAGCGGCAGCAGCAGCAGGAGGUGCCUAUACACCUGAAAAAGCAUCAGCAUCAGCAUCAGCAGCAGCAGCAGCAACAGCAGCAGCAGCAGCAGCAGCAGAUGCCUAUACACCUGAAAAAGCAUCAGCAGCAACAGCAGCAUCCACAGCAGCAGCAGCAGCAGCAGCAGCAGGAGGUGCCUAUACACCUGAAAAAGCAUCAGCAGCAACAGCAGCAGCAGCAGCAGCAGGAGGUGCCUAUACACCUGAAAAAGCAUCAGCAGCAAAACCCUCUAAAAGCUGGCGGCUUUCUGGAUAACGCAAAACUCCAUCAAGACGAUAAAAAGAAGACAGAAUAUCUAACUGAAAUAAAUAAAUAA